Messenger RNA from Dendronephthya gigantea, 1209 nucleotides. Its product is annotated as lysophosphatidic acid receptor 3-like. Lineage: Eukaryota; Metazoa; Cnidaria; Anthozoa; Malacalcyonacea; Nephtheidae. The transcript has a single exon. The record is from RefSeq and is a predicted model, not a curated record. Bases 108 to 1106 code for a protein of 332 amino acids. Gene Ontology annotation, molecular function: G protein-coupled receptor activity. Gene Ontology annotation, biological process: G protein-coupled receptor signaling pathway. Gene Ontology annotation, cellular component: membrane.
CAAUCUUGAUAUAAUCACAACUUUGAACGCUUCAAUAAGCUGUGAUAAACUAUAAGGUCACUAUAACAUAUACUCUUGUGAAAUCCACAGAUCGAGAGAACCUCCAAAUGAACACGAUGGAUCAAAACUCUACGACAGAACUCAAUAUCUCUAGCAGUGGGCAGGCAACUGAGAUUUGCUUUAGGACUUAUAUCGUGAAUAGGCCAACGACCGCGUAUAUCGCAAACAGCGCAUUGGGAGUCCUGGUGAACGCCAUUCUAGCAAUUCUUGGAACAUUUCUGAACGCUUUGGUCGUGGCAGUUUUCUGGAAAACUCGGAGACUACGUAACAAAGUGUCUUACUUUAUGAUAAUGCUUUUAUCCUGUAACGACAUAUGCGUUACCGUUAUUGUUCACCCACUGUAUAUGCUGAAUUCGAUAACUGAGAUGAUGAACAAUUCGAAAUGCGUUUACAAAAUGAUUUACCAAACUUCGGCGGUUAUGUUAUCGGGGAUAUCUUAUCUUACAUUUGUUGCCAUGAAUAUCGAGAGGUACCUAUCAAUAUGUCAACCUUUCUUUCAUAUGAAGCACGUGACUAAAAAGAGAUGUUUCAUUCUCUCCGCUAUUUCCUGGCUCAUUAGCAUAGGAACAGCAAUCGCCCCCAUAGUUGGAAUGGACAUUCAGUUUUUUGUCACGGCCAUAACAGUACUCGCUCUGGGGGGCGUUUUCUUCAUAUACGUAUCAGUGUAUCGAGUGGCUAAGAAAAGUAGAAAUUCGCCGUUGCGUCGCUCAACAACACACACGUUUGAAUCAGAAGAAUCCACCAGACCCGAAAAAACAGUCUCUUUGUUUCACGAUAUACAACUUGCAAAAAUGUACGUAAUUGUCGUCUUUACUACAGUUCUUUUAAAUCUACCAAACGCAGUAGUUUUAGUCAUGUUUAGCGGCAGGGUCAAGGCGGUUGAUGGUGUGGCUCAUGCUAAAGUCUGGACACUCACAUUAAUAUCCAUGAACUCUACGUUUAAUUCAAUUAUCUUUUUCUGGGCCAAUGGGCCAUUACGAAACGAAGGUUGGAAGUUAUGCAAGAAGAUUUACAACUUUAACGUUAGAGGUAGUGACACUGAGUGAGUGCUUCCUGGGACGAAACUGAAAAUUGAAAUAAAAUAAUUAGGAUGCAGUUAUACAUAGUAAAUAGAUCCAGCUAAUAACGUGAGUUCAUCAGACGAGUGUU